AGAGAGAGAGAGAGAGAGAGAGAAAGCAAGGGAGAGAAGAGACCGAGAGACCACCACCAUAUGACUUGUGUGGGAAACUGGAUAUAUUAACGACCCAGACAUAAGGGGGUUGAGCUCUAAAUACAGAAGAUUAAGAGGAAAGGAAGACAAUCAUUAUAUAUAUAUUUUGUUGUUGCAUCAACCCUCCUCCCAUGUUGUUCAGGAGAGACUGCAGCUCCAUCGCUACAGCGCUGCAGGAGCACAGUGAGGAGGAGGAGGAGGAGGAGGAGGAGGAGGAAGGAGAGAACAAGACAGAAGAAGAGGGGAGCAAAGGGGAAAUACACAGUCAGUUAGGUCGUCUGAGGUGUGUGUGUGUUCAGUUUGUGUGUGUGUGUGUUUACGGAUGUGUGUGUUCGGAUGUUUCCAGCCCAUUCUAUAGCUAUAGCCCAUCUCUGUUUAUUUCUGGGGCGUCCUGGUGAGGUACGAUCUCUCUCCCGUCUCUAUCCUCUCUCCCUCUCCCAUCUAUAUCCUCUCUCCAUUUCUGUGUGCCAGUACGGCACAGCUAGACGGGUGGUGGUGGUAUGUCUGAUUGAGCUCAUCAGGCUGUGCUCGCUGUGGCGCUGCUGCCGUCAGGGCCUCUGGGACUAUUAGAAAAGCCUGAGCCUAGCCUGUCUGGAGUGCCCCAGCCAACGGAGAGGUGAGUGGGUUAGUGCCAUCCCAGCUGGCGAGGAGGGUGGAGGAGGAGGAGGGUGGAGGAGGAGGGUGGAGGAGGAGGAGAGAAGGAGGAAGAGGAGGAAGAGGAGGAGGAACGCAUACAGCCGUGGGAAGCAGAAUGCUCGGCCGUCAGUAGCAUCUAGCAUCCUUAACGUCACGCCAGGCCCAGACCGAGAUCCAGACCCUGCCACCUCCAUUGACAGACAGAUGAAACCUCUCUCUCCGUCCCAGGUGAUGUUCUCUGGACCAAGCCCUGCUCUGUACAAGACGGGGAACCUGUUUUUGAUUCCAUUAUCAUAAAACAACAACAACAACAAAGGUAAAGGGAAAUACUAGGAGAUCUAAACCUCCAUGAUUCUCCAUCUUCGCCUCCCGGCCCUGAUCUUUCUGUGUCAACCUGAUUUUCUCUUCUUGACGUUCUGAGGAUUUUGCCUAAACCUGUUUCAUGCAUGUCCACUGGAGGCAGGUUUGACUUUGAUGACGGGGGGUCGUACUGUGGAGGGUGGGAGCAGGGCAAGGCCCAUGGCCGGGGGGUCUGCACAGGGCCACAGGGUCAGGGGGAGUACGCCGGGGCCUGGAGCCACGGCUUCGAGGUCCUGGGCGUCUACACCUGGCCCAGCGGGAAUUGCUACCAGGGCACGUGGGCGCAAGGGAAACGCCACGGUGUUGGCGUGGAGAGCAAGGGCCGCUGGGACUACAGGGGGGAGUGGACGCAGGGCUUCAAGGGACGCUAUGGCCAACUGGAGAGCACGGUUAGCGGGGCCCGUUACGAAGGGACCUGGAGCAAUGGUCUGCAGGAUGGAUACGGGACUGAGACGUACUCCGAUGGAGGUACGUUCCAGGGCCAGUGGCUGGGGGGGAUGCGGCACGGCUAUGGGGUCCGGCAGAGCGUGCCAUACGGCAUGGCGGCCGUCAUCCUCUACCCACUCCGCACGUCCAUAAACUCCCUCCGCUCAGAGCACAGCCACGGCCCCCCCACCACGCUGGAGGACGGCGCCGGGACCGCCGUCUCGCCUGCCGACGGGGUGGUGGGGGGCGGGCUGGUCGGGAGUCCCGUGGGGAGGGGGGGCUUCGCUCUGACUGCGCCCAGCGAGGCGGACCGUCGGGGGAAGAGGAAAGGCCGUUUCCGCCAGUCGAUCCUGAGUGGUCUGAAGCUGCGUCGCUCCGAGUCCAAGAGUUCCCUGGCCAGCCAGCUGAGUAAACAGAGCUCGUUCUGCAGCGAGGCCGGCAUGAGCACCGUCUCCUCUGCUGCCUCCGACAUACACUCCAACGCUAGCCAGGACGGCGAGCAGGGCGCUCCUGUGGAUGCCACGGUCACCGAGGCCUACGCCGGCGAGUGGCGCAGUGACCAGCGGGCGGGUUGGGGCGUGAGCCGGCGCUCCGACGGUCUACGCUACGAGGGGGAGUGGGUGGCCAACAAGCGCCAUGGUUACGGCUGUACAACGUUCCCUGACAGCACCAAAGAGGAGGGGAAGUACAAGCAGAACGCGCUGGUCAGCGGGAAGCGGAAGAACCUGAUUCCUCUGAGAGCCAGUAAGAUCAGGGAGAAGGUGGAGCGGGCUGUGGAAGCGGCUGAGAAGGCUGCAGACAUCGCCAAGCAGAAGGCAGAGAUCGCCCUGUCCAGGAUGAGCCACGCAAGGGGAAAGGCGGAUGCAGCUGAAGGUGUGGCCCUGAAGGCUAGCGAAGAAUGUCGGAUGGCCAGGGUCGCUGCCAAGGAACUCUCGCCGUCAUUCCAUAUCCAUGGAAACGGUGAAUCCAACGGUCUGGAGUGCCAGCGGCCCAAUAAGCACCAGGACAACAAAGACCACGAGAUCAUUUCCACGGGAACUGACAGUCCUGAGCUGUGCACCCCGGACACCACGCCUCCCUUGAUAACGCCUGACCUCAGCCCAGUCCUGAGCGUCCCCCCCUCACCCCCCCGCAGCCCGCCGACCUCUAAACAAGGCCACUCUCACCGUCCCAGAAACGCCUGCUUCAUGCGGCAGAGCGCUGUGGACGACCAGGGAGGAGGAGCAGAGAUACAGGUGCUAGUGGAGGGGCGGGGCAUGGAUUUCCAGAGGGGAGGAGCUAACAACUGGACAGAGGACAUGUAUCCAGACCGGGGGGGUCACAGCAGCCAAUCCACCACCCCGUCUCUACUGGAGGAGCAGGAGGGACAAAUUAACGGCCACCAGCAGGCCCCGUCCAACCACAAACCGAGGGAGAAGGCCUCGACCAACCACAAGUCCCGGGAGCACACUUCCUCUUCCUAUAGGUCGUGGGAGCACUCCUCCUCGUACAACCAGAAGCCCUCAAAGCACACCUCAUCCAAUCACAAGUCGAGGGAGUACAUGCAAUCCAAUCACAAAACAUGGGAUCAUUCCUCCUCCUCCACCAAUCACAGGGCCUGUGAGAAUGCCUCUUCCAAUUACAAGCAGCAGGUGCACAUUUCAUCCAAUCACAAAGCCUUGGAGCAUAACCUGUCCAAUCACAAGACUUCUGAGCAUGCUUCUUCCAAUCACAAGUCGUGCCAAGAUUAUACCUGCUCCAAUCACAUCCCAAAGGACAAUGUCUCCUCAGCCAAUCACAACGACCCCCGAGAGCAUGUGUACUCCAACCACCACUCCAAGCAGCAGCACAUCUCAUCCAAUCACAAGCUUAGCAAGCAUGCCUUGCCCGACCCCGGGCUCGACAGCCCCGCAGUGGGCUGGACUGCCGAAGGCGCCCUGCAGUGGAGCCCUGCCCACUCGCGCCUCAUGGACCGAGAGGAAGAGGAGGACAGGCUGGGAGACUACACAGUAGACAUGAGGUUCCAGCCCCUGGACUCCACUACCCAGAUGUCCCCUGGCCAUUGCCCCAAAAGCAGGCUGCGCCCGCGGGGCCUGCGGCCUGUCAAGGAGGGCUCCAUGGACUCUGUACAGAUGCUGGACACUCUGAAUGUGGGGGCGGAGCAGGAGGAGUGGCCCCUGCACAGGGACCUCACUCUCUCCCCGCCUCUCAAGUCUCAGCCAAUCACCUUGGAGCAGGAUGGGGAGCACCACACCCUCAAAUCAAACUCAGGCUCCAGCUCAGUCCUGGUUGUCAUGGUUAUUUUACUCAACAUUGGAGUAGCCCUCCUCUUCAUCCAUUUCUUUAUUUAACCUUCUAUGAUCUACUAAGUCCUAUUAUGAUGAUGAUGAUGAUGAUGACUUAUAUUACAUAAGUUAUUAUUGAUAUGCCUCUGCCCAGCCACGUGGAGCCUGCAGCGUGGGAGGAGCGGAGGAGUGACGACGGACAUCGACGGUGUUUCUAUUGUCGUUAACCUCCUGCUGUUCCCUUCUCCAGCCCUUUGAUGUUUAUCUCAUCUCAUGUCACAGACUCAGUUAGGGUAUAUAAUUCAACGGAUUUAUCCAUCUGCCUUGAGUUUCUAAAACACUACACUUUUUUUUAAUUUAAUUUAAUUUAAUUUUUUUAAUGAAUUGCCUUUUUUUGUUGUGCUUGCAACCACGUGGAAAGGUAUUUUGACAUUACGACUGUGGAACAGCAGCUUUGAGAUGGUGAUGAUGCGAUGUGGUGGCGUAGUCGGCCACAAACGCACGGGUUUUGUUCGUAGGGCACCUGCUGUAUGGAGGACAGGAUACACAGGGCACAGACUAUGUCCACUGGGCCCAUCCAUCCAAGACUAGUGUACAGCACCCUCUGUCCUACACUGUAUCCCACUUAACAAUAUAACAUGCUAGCCCAUGGUGAUCACACUUCUUCUUCUUCACCCACCUUAGCCCCUAACCCUAUACCCUAUGGCCUCAUCCACCAACUGCUGGGAUGCCUCUCAAAUGGCACCCUAUUCCCUAUAUAGUGUACUACUUUUGACCAGAGCUCUAUGGGGGCUACGGUUAAACACAGUGCAUGAUAGAGGGUAUAAGGUGCCAUUAGGGACGUAGUCCUGAUCUAUGCUACCAAACUAUGCUGCAAGAGUAGAUCCAUGUUAAAGGGCUCCGCCAUGUUUAUUUUCCUGUUCACCAUAACACACACACACACACACACACACACACACAUACACACACUCUCUCACAUACACACUCUCUCACAUACACACUCUCUCACACACACACACUCUCACACACACACUCUCUCACACACACACUCUCUCACAGUACACACACACACACACACACACUCUAUAAUGUUCACCAUAACACACACACACACACACUCUCACACAUACACACGAACACACACACACACACACUCUCUCACAUACACACUCUCUCACACAUACACACACACACACUCUCUCACAUACACACUCUCUCACACAUACACACCCACUCACUCUCUCACACACACACUCUCUCACACAUACACACACACACACUCUCUCACAUACACACUCUCUCACACAUACACACCCACUCACUCUCUCACACACACACUCUCUCACACACACACACACACACACACACUCUCUCACACACACACAGCCAUUACAUGAGGGUGUGAGCAGUUAAAAUAGCAUCUUUCUAUCCCUCUGUCUUUUCCAUCUGUUGUUCUUCAUUCGUCCACAUAUCCUCCUAGAUAUCCAUUCUUCUGAUUCACUUCACUGCAACUACGAACCAAGAGUUGGGAUCAAUGCCGUUUCACAUUCAGUCGAAUCAGGAAACAGACAUUUUUAAGAUUUCAGAUUCGAUUCAUGAAUUGAAUAAAAACCCACUUUUCUAUGAGUUUUUUUUUUUUAAAUUCAUGAAUGAUCUCAACCCUAUCACUUACGCAACAAAACACACGUAGUGUCCACACUACACACACACACACACACACACACACAGGACUAUGGAGGUGGGAGAAUUUAGGCUUGCCCUUGUGUACAGCGUUGAGACUGUUACGUUAUAACACUGAUUCUAAAUAUAUAUAUAUAUAUAUGUAUGUAUGUAUGUAUCAUCAUUAUUAUUAUUAUUCAAAUGUUUGUUACUUUUGAGCAUUUUGCCAGACAGAGAGAAUGCUGAGUGCCUCGUAUUUAUUGAUUUUUUAUGAAUGUAAUGAUUAACUUGAUGAAACACCCCUCGUGGGAAAUGCAGGCUGGGAAGGGGAGGGGGAGGGGGGGGGGGGGGUGACUUUCAGAAUGGUGAAAGGUUGACCCCGCCUGAAAUGGCAUGCACCGUUUAGUCUCUCUCCCUGUCGGCCUUCUUCCAGAACAGUCCACAGGGAGAACUGGGUCUCUUCCAGACUAGUCCAAAGUCCCAAAUGGAGCCCUCUUCCCUAUAUAGCUAGUGCACUGCUUUGGGAGAACAGGUAUACGUGGGCCCUGGUCCAGAAUGGUGCAUGGUAUAUAGUGAAUAGGGUGCUAUUUGGGAAUACAAGCACCUGGAUGUGUUCUCCUCCAGUGUCACUUCCAGACAUGCUGGGGGGGCCCCAUGUUUUUCAGCAUGUUUGUUUAGCCUGCUCAAUCUGGUGUCAGUCAGUUUGUGAGUCUCUCUCUCUCUCUCUCCGGCUCUCCUAGUGUUUUUAUCCAGCUACAGGUGGCUGACGCUGAGGCAGAGACCAUCAUCGGUGUCAAAUAAAUUUAAAAACGCUAGCUUUAAAAAAAAUACAAAAAAAACUCUUGUGGAUUUUCAAAAUGUCGAUCCAGAGUUUUAUGAAUGAGCUUAAAAAAAAAAUCUGUUCCGCCUUUUUAUACUCGGCACCCGGUGACAUCAUGUUGUGACAUCAUGUUGUGACAUCAUGUUGUGACAUCAUGUUGUGACAUCAUGUUGUGACAUCAUUGCAUGCCUAAGCAUGCUCUUUUCUUACGAUUCUUUGGUUUAUGACAUGUGGAGAAAAAUAAUGAAAAUGUUUGAAAUGA
Messenger RNA from Oncorhynchus kisutch (coho salmon), 6487 nucleotides. Its product is annotated as junctophilin-3. Lineage: Eukaryota; Metazoa; Chordata; Actinopteri; Salmoniformes; Salmonidae. The record is from RefSeq and is a predicted model, not a curated record. Gene Ontology annotation, cellular component: junctional membrane complex; plasma membrane; endoplasmic reticulum membrane. Gene Ontology annotation, biological process: regulation of synaptic plasticity.